Eruca vesicaria subsp. sativa (arugula) is the source of this 1670-nucleotide messenger RNA. NCBI's taxonomy places the organism in Eukaryota, Viridiplantae, Streptophyta, Magnoliopsida, Brassicales, Brassicaceae. The record is from the annotation of a GenBank genome assembly.
ACACAAGUCCCAACGACACAGAAAUGGUCGACGAUACGAACUACACAAUUCCAAGAAGAUAAUGGAAGAUCCUCUUUUACCGGAAGACGAGCAGCGUACCACCGGGAAUCCAAAGCCGCCGCCGACAUGGCGGAUGGAUUUUACGGCGGAGCUGAAGAACGUCAGCCGCAUGGCCGCACCUAUGGCCACCGUGACCGUUGCUCAGUUUCUAUUGCCACUUGUAUCGGUCAUGGUAGCCGGCCAUCGUGGCGAGCUCCAGCUCUCCGGAGUUGCUCUUUCCACCUCUUUCUCAAACGUCAGCGGCUUCAGCAUCAUGUAUGGGUUAGCGGGUGCACUUGAAACUUUGUGUGGCCAAGCUUAUGGAGCCAAACAAUACGCCAAACUUGGAACCUUCACGUACUCUGCAAUCGUCUCCAACGUACCCAUCUGCGUCCUCAUUUCGAUUCUCUGGAUUUACAUGGAUAGGCUCUUGAUUUCAAUCGGACAAGACCCUGACAUCUCCAAAGUAGCUGGCUCCUAUGCGGUCUGGCUUAUACCGGGUUUGUUCGCUCAAGCGGUGCAACAACCUCUAACUAAGUUUCUCCAGACUCAGGGUUUGGUUCUACCUCUUCUCUACUGUGCUUUAAGCACACUUUCGUUCCAUAUACCAGUUUGCUGGCUUCUGGUCUACACUUUUGGUCUCGGAAGCAAUGGAGCCGCCUUGGCAAUUAGUGUGUCUUACUGGUUUAACGUCUUGAGUAUCGUUUGCUACGUGAGAUUCUCCAGUUCUUGCGAGAAGACUCGCGGUUUUGUAUCUGAUGAUUUCGUUUCUGGCAUCAAACAGUUUUUCCAAUAUGGAGUACCGUCUGCAGCGAUGACUUGCUUAGAAUGGUGGUUGUUUGAGCUCCUUAUAUUGUCCUCAGGACUCCUCCCUAAUCCGAAACUCGAGACCUCUGUUCUUUCGGUUUGUCUUUCAACAGGAUCUUUACACUAUGUCAUUCCAAUGGGUAUUGCGGCUGCUGUGAGCACACGGAUUUCAAACGAAUUGGGAGCCGGGAAUCCAGAGGUUGCCAGGCUUGCAGUGUUUGCCGGUGUAUUCCUUUGGCUCCUAGAGGCUACCAUUUGUAGCACAAUUCUCUUUAUUUCCAGGAAUAUUUUCGGUUACGCCUUUAGCAACAGCAAAGAAGUUGUGGACUAUGUGACAGAGCUAGCUCCUUUACUCUGCUUCUCAUUUAUCGUAGACGGGUUUGCAGCAGUUCUUGGUGGUGUUGCUAGGGGAAGUGGGUGGCAACAUAUUGGAGCUUGGGCAAAUGUGGUGGCUUACUACCUUAUUGGAGCUCCGGUUGGACUUUUCUUAGCAUUUUGGUGUCACUUUAAUGGUAAAGGGCUAUGGAUCGGUGUGAUCUUUGGUUCUACAUCGCAAGGCAUCAUACUUGCUACAGUCACUGCUUGCAUGAGUUGGAACGAACAGGCUUCCAAGGCAAGAAAAAGAAUAGUUGCAGAGCCUUCUUCGUUGGGCAAUGGAAUUGCUUGAAGGGUUUUUUAUGUAAUUUGAUACAAUUCACAGAGAUUUUGCUUUUCUUCGGAUAUGGGAUAUUAUCAUCGUACUUUGUCAACGUAGUCCCUCAUACAAUACUGAAAGUUGCUCUUUACUUGAUGAUCCGUACUUGAAUAAACACUUCAUGGUUAUC